AUGGCGGAUCGACAACUCACUCAGUCGACUAUCGUCACCCUGCUAUCAAAGCUCAAUGACCCCGAUGCCGACUUGAGGUACAUGUCCUUGAACGACCUCUUCGGAAUCUUGAACAAUCAAAGCUCUGUUUUCCUGGCCCAUGACCGUGGCACAUCGACAAAACUCGCUGAGGGUUUGCUAAAAGCUCUCGAUGAUCAACAUGGUGAUGUGCAGAACAUGGCACUCAAGUGCCUUGGCCCGCUCGCCGUCCGCUUACCAGCCGAAUCCCUCACGCCUCUCCUGGAGCAGUUGGCCACACUGACUGCCUCCGAGACGAUAGACACAUCUGUGCCCAACACAGCGCUCCGCGUCAUUGUUGACACCCUACCACAUCCUCAGGCAGGUCAACCUGCACCCCAAAAUGUGAUCACGGCAUACACGGCGGUCUCAAAAGUCCUAGUUCCUCGUUUGACUGGCCCGACACCUUCCGCCUCCGGCAGACGAGGGUCAUUGGUGAGGAGUAUGAUGGAGAAGGACCCGUCUCGUGGGUUCAGCAGUGAUGCUAUUGAUGUGCUCAUCAAGGUUGUCACCUGCUUCGGGCCCCUUCUUCAGGAAAGGGAGCUCGACAGUCUCCAAAUCUCGGUCAUGGCCAUUAUCCGAAACGACACGGCCGGCACUGUGGUCACCAAGCGCGCACUGACUGCCAUUUCAGCGCUCGUCCUUUACUUCUCCGAUAGCCAACUCAACAACUUCGUAGCCACCCUGACCAAAACUCUUUCCUCCAACAUCUCCGUGGUGCAGCGUCGACACCUGAUUGCUGCCAUUGGCGUCAUCGCACGAACGGCUCCCGCCAAGUUCGGCCCACACCUGGACAGCUUGGCACCUUUUGUGUUCUCUGCGGUUGGCGAAGAAGACGUUGUGCCUGCCAAUUGA
Penicillium brevicompactum is the source of this 912-nucleotide messenger RNA. RefSeq lists its product as uncharacterized. Gene Ontology annotation, cellular component: nucleus. The record is from RefSeq and is a predicted model, not a curated record. Gene Ontology annotation, biological process: SCF complex assembly; protein ubiquitination. The coding region runs from base 1 to 912 and encodes 303 amino acids. The transcript has 2 exons. NCBI's taxonomy places the organism in Eukaryota, Fungi, Ascomycota, Eurotiomycetes, Eurotiales, Aspergillaceae.